AUGGACACUGAAGCUGGUGGCAUCACAUCUCCCGAAGAAGGGUGCCUCAUGCCAACUGAGUACCUGAAGGUGGGGAACGCCACGUGUACGACCCUGGCCCUUGUAGGUCUGAAGGAGUGUGGCCUCCACCAGGAGUCUAGCCAGCUCGCUCUCAAGGCCGUCGGGGGUCUGGAGGUCCUCCUCAACAUACUCAGGACUCGAAAUCUGCGCUGCAAUAUCGGGGCCCUGCAAGUACUGGAAUCUGCGUGUGGACACAUCACUACCAGGAACACCGUAUACAAACUAGGUGGUAUACAGGUACUGCUAGGUCUGGUUGGGCACACUGUUGUACAGGUGCGCGGCCUGGCAGCGUCUGUGCUUGCCCAGGUGUGCGCUCUGCCCUCCGCCCGCUCCGCUCUCAUCAGGGACAACGGCAUCCCACCCUUGGUGAAGCUCCUCCGCAUGGACACCAACACCCUCCUCGGCAACCACGACGCGGCCAUGGCGGUGGAAGGGGCGGCCAGGGCUCUGUGGGCGUGCAGCGUGUCCCGGGCGGGGCGAACGGCACUGCUGCGCGCUGGCGGGCUGGAGAUGGUGGGCGGCCUUUUGGGCGUGGCGCGUCCUAGCCUCCUGGUCCCGGUCGUGGGCGUCCUUCACCAGUGCGUGGCUGAGGCUGUGUUCCGAGAGCGCGUCGAGUCCGCCGGCUACACGUCCGCCCUGGUCAAGCUGCUGCACUCGCCGACGCCGCAGCUGCAGAUCCUCGCCACGAAGGCCAUAGCCAGGUGCUCCGUGCUGGAGGCCACGAGUUCCCGCCUGGUGCGCGAGGGCGGCCUCGAAAUGCUUGUCAACAUGCUGCGGCGGGAGGCCAGGACCUACGUCGACGUCCUCAUCGAGAAGGACCUCGCCUUCGCCAGGGAGUACGGGCUGGUGAUCGACGCCCCUGGGGUCCCUCGGUCCAGGAAGGCGUCCAUGAUGCCUGACGGCGCGGGGCGCGAGGGCGCGUCUCUGCUGGAGGCGGGUCCUGAGGGCGCCACGUCAGCCCCCGAGGGUGCCGGCGACGCAUCCAAGGGCGCUCCAGUCGACGUCACAGGGCACGAGCAGGAUCGCCAGGAGUCGUCGCCCUCGCGCCAGAGCUCCACCAAAGAAGGCCAGGACGCGGACGACCUACAGAAUGACCCACUGAGCGUGGCGGGCGAGGGCGAGGGAGGCGCGGCCGAAGGCGGGAACAGUGAUCUCCUGGAGGCCGUGGCUGAGGCCAUGUGGCACGUGUCGUCCCUGCCCGAGCACGUCGUCGUGGUCAAGGAGCUGACGGCUGUGCCCGUCCUGGUGGCGCUGCUGCAUCACAACGACGAGAAGGUGCUGACGAGCGUGGUGGGGGGCCUCGGCGAGGCGGCCGGCGACCCUGACUGCUGCACGAUCCUCCUGAGGGGCGGGGGCGUCACCACGCUCAUCCAGCUCCUCCGAAGGACGUCGGACAAGUUGCUGCUGAACGUGACACGCGCGCUGGGGGCUUGUGCUGCCGACGAGGAGGCCCUCGAAGCGCUCCUGCAGCAGGACGGCUUGCGCCUCCUGUGGUCUCAUCUCAAGAACCCCAACUGCCGCGUCCAGGCCUCCGCUGCCAACGCCAUCUGCACCUGCCUCCAGCAAGAGUCGGAAGACCUUGCGGAAGUCGUGAGGAGCUUGGUGGGCGGCAUCGAGCUCCUGGUGUCCCUGCUGGAGAGCGAGAGCGAGGCCGUGCUGUCCGCCGUGUGCGCCGCCAUCGCCAGGAUCGCCAGAGACCCUCAGAACCUCGCCAUCAUGACGGACUACGGCGCCGUCACGUCCCUCUCCAAGCUCGCCGUCAGGGUUUGGAACUGUCCUCGUGAGGGAUCGGAGAGUUCCUGCACCCGACGACGCAAGGAGAACGACAGCCUGAGGCCCUACCUGGCGGAGGCGAUCGCGGCGUGCUGCGUGUCAAGGGAAACCGGGCUCCUCUUCGGGCAGGCGGGCGCCGUGGCUCCGCUCGUGCAGUACCUUGAGACGAACGACAGCACCAUCAGGAGGCCCACCUGCAGGGCGCUUCACCGGCUGUCGCUCGAGCCGGAGAACUGCGUCACUCUGCACCAGAGCGGCGCCGUCCCUCUCCUCCUCGAGAUGUUGGGCUCCGAGGACGAGGUGGUGCAAGAAGCGGCCGCCGACUGCCUGAGGAACAUCCGGCUGCUGGCUCUGCAACGUUGCAAAGCCCAAGGCCGUGCCAGCAGGUCCACGCCGCGGGGCAACCACAGCUCGAGGCGAUAGCUGGGGAGAGGAAGAAAACAGAGAGAGAUAAAUGAGUGGACAAAUGGAUCGAAAUAAAAAAAAAAAAAAAAAGGAAUUAAAAAAAUAUAUAUAUGUGAAUAAAUAAAAGGCGAUUUGACGUGGGACAAAACGUUGUUGAAAAUCGUUCUAAAAGACCAAAAAGGACUCCGGUACGAGGUCUUGUGAUUCUCGAAGGACGCCGGGAAGUGGAGAGUCCCAAGAGGCCGUCUUGAGAAACGUGAAGACCCUUGAGUGAAGAAUGAAUGGGACGGAAGGACGCUGAAGAAGGUGCAGGGGAAGGGGACGGCGCUGUGAUACGAAUGGGGCAACGUGUAGGGCACUUUGCAGUGUUCUUUCUCUCUCUCUCUUUCUCUCUCUCUCUCUCUCUCUCUCUCUCUCUCUCUCUCUCUCUCUCUCUCUCUCUCUCUCUCUCUCUCU
Penaeus chinensis is the source of this 2694-nucleotide messenger RNA. It is a transcript of the gene gudu, whose product is annotated as outer dynein arm-docking complex subunit 2-like. The transcript has 15 exons. NCBI's taxonomy places the organism in Eukaryota, Metazoa, Arthropoda, Malacostraca, Decapoda, Penaeidae. The record is from RefSeq and is a predicted model, not a curated record. Bases 1 to 2256 code for a protein of 751 amino acids. Gene Ontology annotation, molecular function: protein binding.